Acanthopagrus latus (yellowfin seabream) is the source of this 2098-nucleotide messenger RNA. It is a transcript of the gene znf622, whose product is annotated as zinc finger protein 622. The transcript has 7 exons. The coding region runs from base 164 to 1555 and encodes 463 amino acids. The record is from RefSeq and is a predicted model, not a curated record. Gene Ontology annotation, biological process: ribosomal large subunit biogenesis. Gene Ontology annotation, cellular component: preribosome, large subunit precursor. Lineage: Eukaryota; Metazoa; Chordata; Actinopteri; Spariformes; Sparidae. Gene Ontology annotation, molecular function: nucleic acid binding; zinc ion binding.
GCCGACUGCCUACCGCAAAAAAAACACAAAGAAGAAGAAACCCGGAAGUCACCCUCGUGUGUUGGUGCGGUGGAGUUCCCAGCUGUGAGACUGGAGCACAUUUUAUCAUUAAACACAUUAAAAACACGGUUUUUAGAGGACUCUGCUGUCUGAAUAAGUUGCCAUGGCGUCCUACACCUGUAUCAGCUGCCGAGUGGCGUUCACAGACGGCGAUGUGCAGCGAGCGCACUACAAAACCGACUGGCACCGCUACAACCUGAAGCGCAAGGUGGCCGACAUGCCGCCGGUCACUGCUGAAAACUUUCAGGAGCGCGUCCUGGCACAGCGGGCGGCCGCUGAACAGCAGCUGAGCGACGCGGCGGCCACUGAGGGCUGCGCCGUCUGCAACAAGAAGUUCUCCAGCACCAACGCCUACCAGAACCACCUGCAGUCUCACAAACACCAGCAGGCCGAGAAGCAGGCCGUGCUCGCCGCCCAGAGGAAAGUGGAGAAGAUGAACGAGAAGAACCUGGAGAAAGGACUCGGUGAGGAGAAGGUGGAUCACGACGCCAGGAACGAGGCCCUGCAGCAGGCCCUGAAAGAGCUGCAGAGGCCGAGCCCGGCCAAGACAUCAGAAGCAGUGAAGCGGGAGAGAACGGAGAGGCUGGAGAAACCUCCGCGGAUGAUGUGGCUGGAGGAGCAAGCCAAGAGGCGAGAGAAAGAAGAGGGAGCCACAGCUGGGGAAGAGGAUUGGGAGGACGUUGACGAGGAGGAAGACGAUGAUGAGAUGGAGGAUGAUGAAGAUGAAGAGGAGACCAUGGAUCAAGAAGGAGACUCUGCAUCUCUGUCUGAACCGAACCCUGCGGCCCUGCCGGGCUCCAUCCCCGUCACCGACUGCCUGUUCUGCUCCCACCACUCCAAGUCACUCAUGAAGAACGUCGCCCACAUGACCAAAGUCCACGGCUUCUUCAUCCCCGAUGUGGAGUUCCUCGUCGACAUCAAGGGCCUCGUCCGUUACCUCGGAGAGAAAGUCGGAGCUGGAAACGUGUGUUUAUGGUGUAACGAGAAGGGAAGAUCGUUCUACUCGACAGAAGCGGUGCAGAGUCACAUGACAGAUAAAAGCCAUUGUAAACUCUUCACAGACGGCGACGCUGCGCUGGAGUUUGCAGACUUCUACGACUUCAGGAGCAGCUACCCGGACAGGAAGGAGGGAGAAGACGCUGAAAUGGACGACGAGGAGCUGCCUGAUGACAAAACUCUGGAGUACGACGAUGAGACGCUGGAGCUGACUCUCCCUUCAGGUGCAAAGAUCGGCCACCGCUCCCUCAUGAGGUACUACAAACAGCGGUUCGGAGCCCAGCGAGCGGUGGUUCUGACCCACAAUAAGAACGCUGUUGGCAGAGUCCUGCGGCAGUACAAGGCUCUGGGCUGGGGAGGAGAGGGAGGCAGCGGCUUCUAUCAGAAACAGAAAGACAUGCAGUACGUACAGAUGAUGAAGUCGAAAUGGAUGCUGAAGAUGGGCAUGAGCCACAACGCCACCAAGCAGAAGCACUUCAGAGCCCAAGUCAUGUUCUAAACUCGGGCCGGAGGAACCGAACAUGAGGUCAAACGUGACGGACGGGUUGAUUCUGAAAUUGAAGCUGUGUUACAGCCACAGAGACAGAACAGAUGAAUAAAGUACGGGAUCAGAUAUCCAGUGCAGCGAGAGAAAUAUCCAACAUGUUGAUCAUGUCAUGUCAGUUAUGUCAAAGCAGCCAUGUUGUUUUCACGUUCGUUAACACUGACGGAGAGAAAUCUGUGCCAGUGUCUUGGGAUUUUUUAUUUCAAGAGCGGCAACAUUAUGAUUUUUCUUCCUAAUAGGAAACAACAUUUCCAAAUGUAAUUCUGCUUGAAACUGGCUUGAAUAAAAGUCGUUUGAUCGAUGUCCGCUCAUAGACAACCACAGCUGUAAGAUUAUUCUGAAACUAUAUGGAAUGUUAAAGCUACAUUAGAUCAGUAUUGAGGAGGCAGUUGGAGUCUAAUCGUUGACAUAACACAGUUUUUUGAUUAAUGACAGGAUUACAUCUUUAACAUGCUUGUUAUACAACCAAACAAAUAAAUAUCUUUCAUAUUUAUUGGA